Oncorhynchus nerka (sockeye salmon) is the source of this 1503-nucleotide messenger RNA. RefSeq names its product neuropeptide FF receptor 1-like. Gene Ontology annotation, cellular component: plasma membrane. The coding region runs from base 1 to 1503 and encodes 500 amino acids. Gene Ontology annotation, molecular function: neuropeptide receptor activity; peptide binding. Gene Ontology annotation, biological process: cellular response to hormone stimulus; G protein-coupled receptor signaling pathway. The record is from RefSeq and is a predicted model, not a curated record. Lineage: Eukaryota; Metazoa; Chordata; Actinopteri; Salmoniformes; Salmonidae. The transcript has 3 exons.
AUGGAGGUGUGGAGCAGCGAAGAAGAGAAGGGUCUGACUGAACUGGAGGGCUCGACAGGCACCAUGAUAGCCUUGAACUCCUCCAGCCACCUCCUCCUCUACUAUGAUGCUGCUAACCACACCAACUACACCACCACCACCAACAACAUCACCUAUUUCCCUUACUACCAGCACUCCCUCCCUGUGGCUGCUAGCUUCAUCCUGGCCUACCUGUUCAUCUUCUUGCUGUGCAUGGUGGGUAAUGUGCUGGUGUGUCUGAUCGUGCUGGGGAACCGCCGCAUGAGAACCGUCACCAACCUUUUCAUCCUCAACCUGGCGGUCAGCGACCUGUUGGUGGGCAUUUUCUGCAUCCCCACAACGCUGGUGGACAACCUCAUCACAGGCUGGCCGUUUACCAACACUGUGUGUAAACUGAGUGGUCUGGUGCAGGGGAUGUCUGUGGCUGCCUCAGUCUUCACCCUGGUGGCCAUCGCAGUGGACAGGUUCCGCUGCAUUGUGUACCCUUUUCAGCCCAAACUCACCCUCUUAGUUGCCAAGGCGACCAUAGCGAUGAUCUGGGUUCUGGCCGUGGUAAUCAUGUGUCCCUCAGCAGCUGCCCUGACCGUGGAGGAGGUGGCUGAUCACUACAUGGUUUACAGCCAGAACUACAACAUGACCUACCCCCUGUACUCCUGCUAUGAGAACUUUGCUGACCCGAAGAUGAGGAAGGUCUACACCACGGUUCUGUUCGCCCACAUCUACUUGGUGCCCCUGACUCUCAUCACCGUCAUGUACGGGCGCAUCGGGGUGAAGCUCUACACCUCUGUGGUGUCAAGCAGAGAACCUCAGGAUGCAGCACCUCCUCUCCCCCCAGCAAGGCAUGAGGGGGGAAGGCCACAGAUCUCCCAGAAGAAGAUCAAGGUGAUCAAGAUGCUGAUCGUGGUGGCCCUGCUGUUCAUGCUGUCCUGGCUGCCGCUGUGGACUCUGAUGCUGCUGACGGACUACGGAGGGCUGGGAGAGGAACAGCUGGAGCUCCUCACUGGAUACAUCUUUCCCUUCGCCCACUGGCUAGCCUUUUCCAACUCUUCUGUCAACCCCAUCAUCUACGGAUACUUCAACGAGAACUUCAAGAGGGGCUUCCAGGCCGUCUGCCAGACCAACUCUUGCUGCCCCACAGGGAAUAGGGGUGAGGUAACGGGAAGGGGAACUAGGGAAGGUAGAGCAAGAGAUGGGGGUAAUGGUGGACUGGAUGGAGGCGGACUGAGGGAUCCCACAAGCAACCCCAAUCCUCUCUUGUUUGGGGCAAGAAACAAAGUAUACACCGACGGUAAUGUGGCAGACUCUGUGCUCCUUGAGCUGGAGUUGAAGAAGAAUUCUAAGGUGGGAAGCAACACGGUCCAUAUUGAGGGCAGGGGGACUGGGGCGAGUGGAGGAAUGGGGAUUGGCUAUGUGAUGAACAAAAAGGGGAUUCAUGUUGAGGAGCCCACCAGCCCAAUGGGAGUGUGUCAGGCCUGGGAUCAUUAG